Pseudoliparis swirei is the source of this 1152-nucleotide messenger RNA. RefSeq names its product metaxin 1a (gene mtx1a). Lineage: Eukaryota; Metazoa; Chordata; Actinopteri; Perciformes; Liparidae. The transcript has 8 exons. Gene Ontology annotation, biological process: mitochondrion organization. Bases 3 to 959 code for a protein of 318 amino acids. Gene Ontology annotation, cellular component: SAM complex. The record is from RefSeq and is a predicted model, not a curated record.
AGAUGGCGGCGCCCGACGAGUUGUUUUGCUGGGAAGGAGACUGGGGUCUCCCGUCCGUCAGCACGGACUGCCUGGUGAUUCUGGCUUACGCUCAGUUUGCAGGAGCUCCUCUCAAACUCAGGAAGAUGUCCAACCCCUGGAGGAGUCCCAGCGGAUUACUUCCCACCCUGAGGACCAAUCAGAAAGAGAAUUUGACCAGACCCUCUGACAUCAUCACUCACUUCAGGAAACAGAAGUACAAUGCAGACGUGGACCUCUCGGCCAAGGAAGCUGCCGACAGUCUGGCCUUCGUCUCUCUGCUGGAGGAGAAGCUCAAACCGGCUCUGAUCUACACCUUCUGGGUGGAGCCUAAGAACUACGUGGAGGUGACCCGCCGUUGGCACGCCGCCCACAUGCCGUUCCCUCUGAACUUCUUCCUGCCGGGCCAGAUGCAGCGCGGCCGGCUGGAGACGCUGCGCCUGCUGCGAGGAGACGAGGGCCUGGAGGCCGGAGAGGAGCUGGAGAAGGAGUUGUACCGGGAGGCGACCGAGUGCCUGAACCUGCUCUCCCAACGACUCGGCUCACACAAGUUCUUCUUCGGGGACUCGCCUUCGUCUCUGGACGCCUUCGUCUUCGGACACCUGGCCCCCGUCCUCGGGGCCAAGCUGCCCAACGGGAAGCUGCAGCAGCACCUGAGAACCCUGGAGAACCUCAGCAGCUUCUGCAGCAACGUCCUGCUGCUCUACUUCCCCCGAGACGGGCCAGAGGGCGGCGGUCCGAAGACGUCCUCGCCGGCGGCGCCGGAGGGCGGCGACUUCGACCACGUCCCCAACAAGCGCAGGAAGCAGGUGCUGUCGGCGCUGGCGGCUCUGGGCGCCAUGCUGAGCUACGCCCUGCUCACCGGCAUGGUGUCCAUCCAGCAGGAGGCGCUGGAGGAGCCGCCGGACCCCGAGCCAAUCGGGGGCGGGGGCGAGGACUGAGGGGGUGUGGCCUCAUGGGACUUAACCGGCAACAGAGAAAUGUGUCGGCAUUAUUUAAACGUAAUAAUCACGUCCGACAGGAAGUGGACGUUGGUUUCUGUCCACAUGGAAACAUCUGGAUGUUCUUCACGUUGAGGACGUCUGUUCAAGUCGGUCUGUCACAUUAAAAUUGGGGAUUUGUUUUGUCAAAUGA